This is a messenger RNA of Phaedon cochleariae (mustard beetle), 3135 nucleotides long. The record is from the annotation of a GenBank genome assembly. Lineage: Eukaryota; Metazoa; Arthropoda; Insecta; Coleoptera; Chrysomelidae.
UUAUCAUUUUCAGGAUACAUCAAAUCAUUCGGAACUCCUGAAAUUACUCUUUCCCUGAAUCUUACUGAUCCUCAAGAUGUGAUUGUUCAGAAGGGCCAACAAGCAGUACUAAAGUGUCUGGCAGAGUCCCGAAAAGGGAGUGUUCAGAUAACUUGGCAACAUAAUAACAAAACAAUUCUGGAAAAUUCCACAAAGUGGAAAAUACAGGAAAAUGGUGACCUCUAUAUACCAAAAGUGUUUGGUAAGAAGGCGAACGGAGUUAUGGGAGAGUAUCGUUGUUUGGCUCGAAAUCAAGCAGGAGCUUUACUUUCAAGUGUGGCCAAGUUGAGCAUAGCCUCAAUGGAAAAGGAGUUUUCGAGACACCCUGACAAUGUUACAGUCCCUGAGUUCCAACCCGCGAUAUUACAAUGUGGGAUACAUUCCAAUCCUCCUGCUGAUAUUCAAUUUGAAUUUAAUAAUACCAUUCUACCUCAUGAAGCAAGAUAUGUUCCUUUGUCCAACAGGGCUUUAUUAAUUGAAAAUAGCCAUCUCUCAGUUUCUGGAACCUACAGAUGCAGAGCAAGAAACAAUAUACUCGAUAAGAUAAAAUAUAGUAAGAUAGCUGUAGUGAAGGUGUUGCCGAAUGCGGACGAACCAGUGGCACCUAACUUUCUACCUCUCGAUAUUAAGCUGAACAAUAACGUCAACGUAGGUGAAAAAUUCACCUUAUAUUGUGCUGUGAUAGGAUGGCCUACACCGACGGUACAAUGGCUUAAAGAGGACCGCGUGAUAAGCAACUCGACAAUUCUGGAAAUAGCAGUAGCCAGAACGUACCACAGCGGCAACUACACGUGCCUAGCCUUCAAUAAAGCGGGGCGCAUCAGCCAGAAACACCGCGUGGAAGUACAACAGAGGCCCUUCUUCAAGGAAACGCCGCUCUCGAAGUACUAUCCUUCGGCGAUGACGGCGAGGCUGAGGUGCAGUGCCGGGGGAAUACCCGAACCGAGGGUGACUUGGCUGAAAGAUGGGCGGCCUUUGAGGUUCGGAGCCCGAAUAAAACUGGAUAAUGUCACGUUGAUACUCAGCCAUACGUUCACGACAGACUCAGGUAUCUACCAAUGUGUUGCCACGAAUUCUGUCGGAAGCGUUUGGACUGCCGCCCAAAUAGAGAUAGCUGGGUCGUCCAGUCGGCCUCAUAGCUUGACGUGUCGUCCUCUAGAUUCUUCCAGGAUUUGCCUCAGCUGGAAGCCUCCCCACAACAGCAGUGCCCAGUUCUAUAGUGGAUAUUCUUUUUAUAAAGCAAAUGGUUCUGAAAUCGCAGGACCCGAAUACGUGACGAAUUUGACUUAUCAGGAGGUCACUGGUCUUUAUAGCAGUACCACCUACAUGUUCUACGUUCGCUCGUAUUCCAAUAAAGCGAGCGACGCCUCGGAAAACGUCACCUGCACGACCGGCGUUAUGGGAAACCGGAAUUUGGAUAUCGAGCCGACCGGAGAGAAUUCAGUCAGUUUGAGGUGGUCGGAAAUCAGCAGCGACGUGACGUGCAGCGAUAAGAGAUUUCCCUAUAAAGUCCAAUGGAAGAGGUUGGAUCAGCGGCUCAUCGAUGUCAUAGAAACGGAGAACAGAUCUUUGAUUAUUAAUGGUCUUCUUCCGGGUACGGAGUACGGCUUCAAGGUCACCUCAGCCAACGAAACCGACGGCGGCAUGUGGAUCCUAUACACCACCUCCGACCUCUCGAAUACCUCGAGCGGGAAUCCCUCGCGUUCGGACGAAUCCGCAGCGAAGCCGCCGCCGCCCGAAGCAAUGCGAGUCUCUGCACUAUCGCCAUGCUCGGUGACGUUGCGUUGGCAGUCGUUGCACAGAAACGUCAAGUAUUUCACCAUCUGCUAUGCGGCAGUGGCGCAGAACGUCAAAUGCGACAGCAGGAAGAGUUUCACAAACGUAUUUCAGAUCGACCACUUGACGCCAAAUACUGCUUAUCAAUUCAAAAUUCGAGCUCAUAAUUUUGAAGGUGUACCAGGAGCAUUUUCAAAGCCAUUUACAGUUCGUACUCCUGCUGAUGUUCCGUCUAAAAUCGAAAACGUCAAAUACAAUCUGAUAAACGACAGCACCGUUCGGCUGCAUUGGCGAGCGCCCUCCGACAACGGCAAAAAGUUGCUCUACUACAACAUCUCCUACACCUCCGACAUCAAUUCGCCGAUAGAGAGCUGGAAGAAUGUGACCGUGCCGGCCGACAGCGAAAGCGUCUCCACCUACGUGGGGAAUCUCACUGCCGGCGCCCAUUAUCACGUGAUGGUGCGUGCCGUUUCCGAAGUGGGGAUCGGCAAGAUAAACGCCCUGUUGGAGUUCAGCAUGACUAGGAUCGUGCAGGACUCGUCAGUGUCGGGAGACGAGAGUCGCUAUCACAAGAAAGUUGGUCUGAUCAUCGGCACGCUGAUAGCCCUCUUGUGCAUCGCGUGCUGCGCGGCGUGCAUCCUGGCGAGACGGCGGUGCGUGAAACGUCGCAACGCCGCCGCAGCCGCCCGCGCGGGUGACGACGGCCGCCGCCCUCUCGGCUAUCCGGCGGCGGCGCACUACGCCGCGCAGGUGGGGGCGGUGCAGGUGCGGCUGGAGGAAGCGGCAACGCGGCCGGACGUCGAGGAGAGCGAGCGGUUGAUGGUCGAGCGGCGGGUGGCUCGGCUGCCGCCCACGUCGCCGCAUCGGCUGCUCGAUACGAAGGGAAGUGAACAGUUUCGAAAUGGAUAUGCAAAUGGUUGCACUACACCUCUGAUGAAUGGUCACCUUCACAUCACGGAAAAUCCACAAUUCAAUCAGUACCGAAGAAACGGUCCUCAUUCCGCAAAAAUCCCGCUGAUCUCGCGAUACACGGAAGACGCGAACUCCAACGUGAAACCGUCCAAGUUCCACGAUCUGGACCGCAUAUUCGAGCAGUCGAAAACAUCGAAAUCGCCCGACCGUCAUCGCCGAUGCGACCCGCACUUCGGCGAACAAGAUGGCGACUCGCGCAGGAGCUCUUCGUGCUCGUGCGACGACGUUCGCUCUGUGGAGUCGGGCGAUUCGUUGAACGCCACUCGAACGACCUGUCUGGACGACACGAUGAAAAGUGCGGCGAACAAUUGUAGAAGGAAUUCGCCGCUCGUGGGCCCUAACGGAUAA